This is a messenger RNA of Laccaria bicolor S238N-H82, 1602 nucleotides long. RefSeq lists its product as uncharacterized. The transcript has 13 exons. The record is from RefSeq and is a predicted model, not a curated record. NCBI's taxonomy places the organism in Eukaryota, Fungi, Basidiomycota, Agaricomycetes, Agaricales, Hydnangiaceae. The annotation marks the transcript as partial.
UGGAAUCUAGUGCUGAUAUGUGGUGGAACGGACUGGCCCAAACUCGGCCGCAAAGAUCGCAACCCCGCCAAAGCUACUCCUUCCGAGGUUCAGAACCCCGACCUUCUCGAACCUAACCUCCUCCGUUCUCUUCUCAACGUCAAAGUCACUUCAAUCCACGGCUCAUGCAGCGGAUGUCAUUUCGUGGUACUCGAUAUUUCCGGCUCAGCAUGGCUUUUUGGGCGGAACGGCUCUUCCGCGCUCGGGCUGCCUGCGUCUACCACGGAAUACGUGUCGGAGAACGCGCCUAAGGAGGUGAAACCUCAAGAUCUUGGUGCAGCGCCAGGCGUACGCUUCGUUCAUGCAGCGUGUGGGAGGAACCAUACGUUGCUCGUUGGGAGCUGUGGGACUGUGUGGGCGGCUGGGGCGAACACUCUCGGACAGGUACGCGUUAAUGUGUGUCCGGAAGUGCCGUCGUUCAAGAGCGUUCCAGUGACCCAUGGGGGGAACGUGGAACACGUCGUACAGGCUGCAGCUGGAAUAACAUUCUCCAUAGUCCUCACCGAAUCCGGAAAAGUGUUUUCGUUUGGUAGCGCUGAGAAAGGCCAGCUGGGAAAUGGAACGACGGGCGAGAGGAUCAUUACCGGCAACAAGACCGGGUACGAUAUUGAGGUCCAGCCUGUCUACCUGAAAGAGUUGGACGGGAAGAAGAUUGUCCAGAUCGCUUCUGGGCAGCAACAUACUUUGGCCCUCGACUCGACCGGACUCGUCUACGUUUGGGGGUAUAAUGGCUACUGCCGUCUCGGUCUGGGGAACCAAGUAGACGCGCUCAAACCGAAGGUUGUGCCUCAGUUUGCAGGUCCCAACGAAGCUACAAUGGCGUCAGCGAUAGCCGCUGGCCCAUCGAACAGCGUCGCCGUUGACAAACAAGGGAUGUAUUGGAUGGCAGGGAAGUGGAAGAACAGCGGUGAGGCAGGUUCAUCAGGGUCACCGUACUCUACUUUCCGAUUCAUGCAGGAUAUCAUGGGAUGCAAGAUCCUCCUUGCGCGUUCUGGGGGCGUGACUCAUUGGCUGCUCACGCCUGACGAUGAUGGGAGUGUUAUGACUGUUUGUUGGGGGCAAAAUGCUGCCAAUGGCGAACUCGGCCUAGGACAAGACGAGCCCAAGAGCGCAACGAAACCGACGAGAAACAUACCGCUUGUUGGUAUCGACGUAUUUGACAUUGCAGCCGGCCAAAAUACAACCCUCCUCCUUGCCAAGCCAAACGAGAAAUUCGACGACCUCCCAAGACAUCCUGAAGACGUCGAUGCACCACUGUUCUGUGUGAAAUGUGGGCAGGAUAAUGGAGAGGAUGACUCCCCCUUGGAAUGCGAUAAGUGCGAUUCCCCUUGGCACCUCUCAUGCCUCACUCCCCCUCUUUCGGCGGUCCCAGAUGGGGAAUGGUUUUGCCCGGACUGUGAAGACGACCCUGGGGCACCUGUGGGAGCUUGGAAACAGGAGAAGCCGGCGAAGGGGAAAUCGGGGAGGAAGCCUGCUGUUGGUGGAGUUGCGAACAAGCGCUCUGCGCCUGCUGUUGAUGAGGGUGAUACGAAAGGUCAGGAGGUUGAUUGCCUUAGUGGAUGA